AUGGUCUCGAUGGUCGAGGCCGCCGAGUUCAACAAUGAGAUGGCCAUGGAUUCCGUGAUGCCCAAGUCCGAGCCGCCUCUCGACGGUUCCAUCAGCUCAGCGGUCUCAACCCCCGAACCCGACGCAGAAGCCCUGACACGAGACCCUACUCAAACGCAGAAAAGGAAGGGUGGUCGGAAACCUAUCUAUGCAACAUCAGAAGAACGUAAACAGCGCAAUCGACAGGCGCAGGCUGCCUUUCGAGAGCGACGAACAGAGUAUAUCCGUCAGUUGGAGACGACAAUCAAGCGCAAUGAGGAGACGCUGCAAACCUUGCAGCAGAGUCAUCGCAGCGCAGCAGAUGAAUGUCUGAUGCUCCGAUACAAGAACUCUCUUCUGGAACGAAUCCUAAUGGAGAAAGGAAUCGAUGUGCAGGCCGAGCUGAGGAUGAAGACGAGUGCCUCGGGGGCCACUCCCAUGAAACAACCCAACCCGAUGGCCUCCAAACCCACGUCCACCCUGGAACGCGCCGCGGUCAACCGGAGCACCGUCCAACGCCAUCCAGCAGGUAUUGCCCCCAAAUCGGACCAGUUUGGCAUGGCGCAGCACCGUGAAGGCGCGUACGGGAUGCCUUCUCCGCAGUUCCAGGCGACCCCGCCUUCCCAUAUGUCCUCGCCAUCGCACACUAAAUCUCCCGGCUUUGCCUUCCAGGGUGCCCUGUCACCCGCGGCAACGGACCCCCAUGUGCGCUCGCAGCUGUUGCCCCAACCUCGGAGCUUCGGAAACAACCACACCUCCCCUCCGAUGGGAAUGCCGCAGCAAUCCGAUGUGACCGAGGCAAAGUCCAUGUUACCUGGUGGUACGGCCCCCUUGGCUUCCCGUGUCGCGUCUGCCUAUUAUCCGUCGCCAUUCCAAAAGCACUAUGAUCAAUUAGAACAGGAAUACGAUGCCCAAGCCGACAUGGUCGACGAACCCGACCACGAAGAUUCGGCCGAUCCAUCCUCUUAUGUACCGAGCUUCACAUCUGGCUCGGCACAGGAUGCUCAUAAUUUGCCAUCCUACACAUCGCAGUCAGUGGUGGGAGCAAACGGGGUCUAUGGCAAUGCCAAUCAGCAUCUCCUCGGUCAGUACGAGCCUAUGCUGGACACUGAUCCGUUUGGACUCAGCGCCAGCAUGCACUUCCAGACCCCAUUCAGCUACGAACAGAACAACGCGCGCCAUUGA
Messenger RNA from Penicilliopsis zonata CBS 506.65, 1203 nucleotides. RefSeq lists its product as hypothetical. The coding region runs from base 1 to 1203 and encodes 400 amino acids. Gene Ontology annotation, molecular function: transcription cis-regulatory region binding; DNA-binding transcription activator activity, RNA polymerase II-specific. The record is from RefSeq and is a predicted model, not a curated record. The transcript has 4 exons. Gene Ontology annotation, cellular component: RNA polymerase II transcription regulator complex. Lineage: Eukaryota; Fungi; Ascomycota; Eurotiomycetes; Eurotiales; Aspergillaceae.